CGUGGAAUAUUUUACUAAAAUAACUUUCAUAACAAUUACAUCACAAAGGGUCGUGUCAUGACCUCAGAUUUACACAACCCUACUUCUCUCUGGUAUAACCACCACUACCACAGGAGUCAAAAACAUUAGUCAAUGGGCAGGAACGUGGCGACAAACAUUACCGCCAAAAGGAAAGAAUUUGAGCUAGCUGCUGCUUCUCUUUAGAAGCAAACUCGAUUACAUCAGAUGUUCAAAACAUGAACAGAAACGUGGGGCAAUGUUCUUUAGCUUUCCUUGCAAUGCCUUCGGAAGUAGCAAGGUAGGAAGUUUCAGAUAUGGGGGAUGCUUGACACAGGUAGCCAGUCUGCUGUUAUCAGCCCGUCUAGAGCAAAAUGGGCCCCAUUUGAUAUGGGUGGUUUUCACUCAAAUUUAGACUCAUGAGGGAAACACACUGCUCUUCUUCCCAUCCUAAUGAUCUCUUAUAUACUUCCCAAGCCAUGUCUUGCACCAAGUAAAAGGUUCUGCUAAACAAGGACCUGCAUGAUGAGUAUAAAAUAGAAAUGAUCACAUGCUUCAAAUCAGGUUUUAUCUUAGAUUUGUUAAAUAUGGAGUUUUAAUGUCCAUCAAAUGGUCCAGAAGAUUGAAAAUUAAGCUGAACUGUCAUUGACUCAGAUGAGCAACGGACAGAUAGUUUUCUUUGGUGAUAAAUAUGGCACCUCUUGUUUUAACUUUUCGUUAAAUAUGGGGGGGUUAGAAAGUUCUGAGCACUUCAGGCUGAAUUAUUUUACUGUUUUUAGCUAUUCAUCAUUGACUGAUAAAAAAUGGUCAGAAUUGUUGUCUAAAUGUUUUGGAGAGGGAGCCAAACUCGCAAGCAUUUCUUAGUCACAGUGUAACACAAUCAAGGUCUAAAAAUAGACUUACACAACCACAUUCCCCUUUCAUUUCGCUGCAUCCCAUGAAUCUCAACCCAACAAAACUCCUUCAAUUGUUUCUCCAAUUUCAUCCAUGAUCAUUGUGUCCCUUCUAAUCUGGCGCAGAGCAAGUUUAGAGAAGAGGCCACCGUUGCUGCCCCCAGCCAACACUAGCCCCACGAUCGCCAUAGUAAUCAAGCAACAUGACUUAUAAUGCGCAUCCUUUUCAGCUUUUAGAAAUCAAUGUUAUAUCAGGCCAAGAUCUGGCUCCUGUAUCCAAAUCUAUGCGUACCUAUGCAAUAGUUUGGGUGCAUCCAGGAAGGAAACUGUCUACCAAGGUUGACCAAAAUGGCCACACCAAUCCUCAAUGGAAUGAAAAGUUUGUGUUCCGCGUUGAUGACACAUUCAUAAAUGCUGAAAACUCUUCUAUCAUGAUUGAAGUCUACGCUGCAGCAUGGCUACGCGAUGUUCAGAUUGGAUCUGUAAAUGUUCUGAUAAGCAACUUGUUUCCUUCCCAUAACAACAACAACAAAAUGCGCUUCGUUGCGCUUCAGGUUCGUCGCCCAUCAGGACGGCCUCAAGGUAUCCUCAACUUGGGGGUGCAGCUGCUGGACACUACAAUGCGCAGCAUGCCUUUAUACACUGAACUUAGUGUGUCAGCAGUAGGCUUCGAUGACCUCAUUGAUGCGAAAACCAUCGGUCAAAGCCUUGAAGAAAAGAGUGCAAAGUUGCGUCGCACGCAGAGUGACCAAACUGACCAGACCAUCUCUGAUAAAUCUGGCAUAAAAGAGAGUGGUGUCAGGUCACUUGGUGGCUCGUUGAUUAAUUCUUCGGUGGUGAAACGAGAUAAUGGCAAUGGCAAUGGCAAUGGCAAUGGCAAUGGAAAUGGAAAUGGAAAUGGCGCCAAUGGUAGCAUGAUCAAUGGAUCACUUUGCUCUGAUGUGGGGCCUUCCGCAUCUGUUGUAGCAGCAGCAAUUGCUAAAGGAUUGAUUAAAACACCAGCAAAUGCUGUUCAACACGAUACAGAUGGCGCAAGGAGCUCAGUUGUUGAGGAUUGGACCGAAAAUGAUAGUAUCGAAGGCCUAAGAACAAAACUCGAGAGAUGGAGAACUGAACUUCCUCCAAUUCAUGAUAGUGAUCUUCGAAAGAUGCAAUCGAAAAGUAGACGUAAGAAGCAUAGACGGAGGACAGAAGGUGGGGGGUUGUUUACAUGUUUCGGUUUCGGAUGUGAAAUUUCCAUUACUUGGGGUGGGCGUAAUAACAAGAAGAAGAAUGGCAAUGGCAAAGUCUGCCAUCUUAGCUCUGUGGACAGUCAAUCAUAUUUAUGAGAUGAUAAUGAGAGCGUGUCCAUCUCUUCUUAGCCAAAACAAAUGUUGGAAAUAACUUGAAACAAGUCAUGGUGCUUGUAAGGUUUUUUCUAAUUGUCCAUGCUUGUUAUUAUAUAUAUUUGCAAACCUGUUUGCUGCAAUGGAUAAAGAUGAGGAUCGCAGCCUAUUAGUAUA
This is a messenger RNA of Populus trichocarpa (black cottonwood), 2392 nucleotides long. RefSeq lists its product as uncharacterized. Gene Ontology annotation, biological process: defense response. Lineage: Eukaryota; Viridiplantae; Streptophyta; Magnoliopsida; Malpighiales; Salicaceae. Bases 1094 to 2218 code for a protein of 374 amino acids. The transcript has a single exon. The record is from RefSeq and is a predicted model, not a curated record.